AUGUCUCGCAUUUUCAUCAAUAACAUUAACUCCUAUGUGGGCCGCGAAUUGUUUCAAGAAAUCAGAGGUGAUCCUGAAGAAGAAAGCUCUAAUGUGUUUAUUGCCACCUUAGAUCCAAACGAUAACUCUCCAAGGCCUGCUGGAGUCAAAAAAAUUCUUACUCCCCCCCUCCGUGAGUGAACAAAAAAAUUUUGUUCACUCACGGAGGGGAGUUAAUUUUUGUUUUUUAAAAAAAAUUUCUAUAUAAUUUUUAUAAAAAAUAUUUUUUUUCGAAAUUUAAAAAAAUCCUAAUUCGCAAAAUUGGAAAGCAAAUAUUAAUUUAAUUUAUAAAAUUUAUGUUUUAAAAAGCAAUUCGUUUAAAAUUAAAUAGAAUUAGCUCUCUAGAUUUCAUUAUACUAAUUAUCAUUUAUAUAUCAAAAUUUUUUUCCAUAAAAAAUUUUUCUAUUAAAAAAAUUUUUGUUCACUCAUGGAGGGUGGGUUUUUGGGCAAAAAAUAGCGAUUUUUCUAAUGGUUUUGUUCACUCACGGAGGGGGGGGAGGGAGUUAGAGUAAUUUUCAUUUAGCGCGAUAAGCCAAGACUUUUCAAGAAAUACUUGCUUGAAUGUGAUUUAAUUAUUUAUGAUCUCCACACAGGAAAUUUAGCUGAAGUUGAAGAAAAAUUGAAACUCUUUAAAACAACCAAAUUUGAAGAGGCGAAAACAAUUGUUUUGAUUUCAAGUGCGUUGGUAUGGGGAAACACUCCACCAAAAAUGGCUCAAGUUCUUACUGAAGAAGAAAAAUCUAAACUUAUCGAUCCUGACGAUCCUGAAGCAUCAAUUGAAAAAGACAAAGUAACUGAAAAAUCAAUUAUUGAACCUCAGCCUUCUGAGAGAUCACAAAUAAUAGAAAAAGGAGAAGGAGUGGCAGAAGGAGAAGAGCUAAAAGUAGAAGAACCUAAAGAGCCUGAAUUUGUCACAGUUCAAUUUGAAGAAAGUGACUAUUUACAAAGAAAGCCAAGCCAAAAAUAUGAACAAUGGAAAAUCUUAACUUAACUUAUUAACCAUGACGUUUAACGUCUCCUACGGGGUUGCUCUUCCAGGACUACCACCACGCUCUCGUCGCUCGGGGCCCACUAGUUGCUGGGACAGCUAGCUUUGAUCUCCAACGCGCACCUCCUGCGCGAUGUUCCGGCUUCGACGGCUCAUGAUUGAGCUACUUACUUUCUCUGUAACGAGGGUUGUCUGCUAGGGAAAUUCCAAAAAAUGGUAUUUCUGGCCGACUUUCGGCAAAAGAGGAAAACUUGUAGCCCCGGGGCGAAACUCCCGGUUUCUCGCUAGAGAUUUGCCCGAAUGGCCUAGGGAUUACCUGUAGGCGCUGCUGGGCUUCUCCUUUCCAACUCCAAGCCUCCUCUUCCCUCGAGGUAAAAUCCUAAACCCGAGAACGGACUGGGAUCAGGCUCUGUACACUGCCAGAAUUGCUUACCUGAUAUUGCUGUCCAUCUCUAGCUAGGCAAAACCUUGCCGGAUAUAAUUAAAUAGGGCUCGAAACUGUCUGGCCGAGAGGCCAGACCCAAGUUGAGACGCCAUAUUUAAUUAUGAACAAUGGAAAAUCAUUGAAGAUUUAGUUUUAAACUUAGGAACCAAAGAAAACGUGAAUAUAUAUAUUAUUUGCUCAGGAAUUUUAUACGGAAAUGGUGAAAAAGUAUUCAACUACCACUUUAGAUCAGCCUGACUUGAGAAUCCAAGAGCUCUGCCAUACAUUUUUCCAGGAGAUAAUUACAUUCCUACUAUCCACAUAAAAGAUUUAGCAAAAGUUGUGAAAUUCGUAAUUGAGACCAAACCAGAAACAAAAUAUAUUUUUGGAAUUGAUAAAACCCUAGAGCCAUUGCAGAAAUCAAUUAUUCAAGCUAUAUCUAAAGGAAUAGGCACAGGAGAAAUAGAGCCAGUCGAGAAGUUUUCAGAAGAAUACCAAGAAUGGUAUGAAGAAUUAGGAAUAAAUGUCUGGAUGAAGCCUUCACGCUUAUUAAUUCCAGAACCUGAAGGAGAAGAAGAAGCAGUUUUGCCAUUCACCUGAAACUAUAUUGGAGGAAUUGCUGAAAACAUUAGGAGGCUAAACGAAGAAUACAACAAAAUGAGAGGCCUCAAACCUAUUAAAGUGUUUAUUACUGGCCCACCAGCAGCUGGAAAAAGCCAUUAUGGAGCAUUACUAGCUGAACACUAUAAUGUACCUCAUAUUCAUAUUUCAGACUUGCUAAAAGAAAUUGCAGGGUCAGAGACUGAUAUAGGUAGAAUGAUAGCUGAGUCUGAAGGAAGAGUUGACGAUAAACUUGUAGCUGAAGCCUUUAAGUUGAAACUUAAGUCAGGACCCUGCAUGAAUCGUGGUUAUAUUUUAGACGGGUGGCCUCGCACAUAUGAAGACGCUAAAAACUUAUUCAUGAGAGAAGUGAUUUCAACUGAGCCUGUUGAAGAUGGAGAAAGAAAUGUGGAAGCUGAGGAGGAAGAAGAAGGAGCCCAUUUAGCUCCAAAAGUAUAUGAAAAUGAGACAGAAAUUAUCCCCAACAAUGUCAUAAUUCUUAGAGCAGGCGAUGACUUUUUGAUAGACAGAGUCAGAAAGCUUCCUGCUGGAAAAGUCAAAGGGACUCAUUAUUCUGAUGAAGGAAUGAAGCGCCGCUUACAGUUUUACAGAGAGAAAAAUGACAGUGAUAAAGAAACUCCAGUUCAAGCAUUUUUCAGCGAUUUAAAUAUAGCUUUUUGCCUUGAGUGGCGCGGUAUUGCGCCACUUCGGCAAGCUCCUUCUUCCAGUUGGCCGAGCCAACUCAGGUUGGUUCGACCAACUGGAGAAUUGACAAGUGAGGCCUUUUGGGGAGACUUGUCAAUUCUAGUUGGCCGAACCAACCUGAGUUGGCUCGGCCAACUGGAAGAAGGAGCUUACCGAAGUGGCGCCCGUACCGCGCCACUCAAGGCAAAAAAGCAUACUGAAAUCUAUGAAUGUGAAAGCAACAUUGAAGCAAUGGAAUUGCUCUAUAACAUGAGGGUUUAUAUUGAAAGAGAAGGAAGACCAUUUAACUUUUUAGCUUCAAUUGAAGAACUGGAAUGGCAAAGAAUCAAUCUUAUUGAAAUGAGAGAAAAGGAAAAAAUGAGGAAAUUGAUUGAAAAUGAAGAACAAGUCAAAAAGUUAGCUGAAGAAGAAAAGAGGAAAAAAGACGAUAAAGCGAGAAAAUUAUUUGAGCAGCUGAAAGGAAAAGAUUUAAACUUAAAAGGAGUCAAGGAAAUGCCGCUUAGAUCAUAUUUAAUGGAAAAUGUGAUUCCAUUUUUGUCAGAAGGGUUGUUACAAGUUUGCAAAAUAGUUCCUGAAGAUCCAGUGGAUUAUCUAGCUGAAUUUAUGUUUACUCAAAGUAAUCAGCUUAGAAAGCAUAACUAA
Molecule: messenger RNA, 3398 nt
Organism: Blepharisma stoltei
Lineage: Eukaryota; Ciliophora; Heterotrichea; Heterotrichida; Blepharismidae
Source: the annotation of a GenBank genome assembly